UCCCUAUCAUCUUUCAUUCUCUCUCAAUGGUUAUUCUUUCAUUUUUCUUACUCUCUAAUCCUCUCUCUAAGGUAUACUAAGAAAAAUUAGAGAUGCUACGACAACAGAACUUGGGGUUGUUUCUAUGAAAGAAACCAGUUGGACCUUAUCAUGGGCCACAAUCUGUCUUCAUGUGCAAUAUUGCGAACCCACAAUAUACAAGAUUAGUUUCGAAAUCGAAGGUUUAAUUUUCUUGUUGAACGAUGGCACGCACAAAGACAACUCACAGAGAGAGGACUGUGGCGCCAGGAGGAUCUAUCGAACAGCAUAUCCUUACGGUCAACAAAGCGGAGGAUAUAUUCAUAAACGUAAUGGAAGUUGCGACGAUAGAACCAGGGGUUGUUUUCGUAAAUGCAACCGGUGGGAUCUUGUCACUCGCCACAAUCUGCCAUUAUGGGCAAGGAUGGGAACACUCAAUAUAUGAGGGUCAGUUAGAACUUGUUUCAAUGGUUGGUACAAUUGCUCCAUUUAAGGAUGGGGUUCUUAGUGGCAAAAAGGGUAGGAUGAAUAUCACGUCACUUUGUCCUGAUGGGGAGCACUCAGUGGUAAAGUAGAAGGUCCAACGAUUGCUGCAAGCGCUGUACAGAUCAAACUUUCUUGCUCGUCCCAGGAUGAACUACAAUGGAGGGAAAAUUUAGCACUUUGAUAACUUGUUGUAAAUUGAGAGUGUUGUAGUUGUGUUGAUGUAAACUUAAUGUUCUCUUGAUAUUUAUUCUGGAGGACGUUAUUUAUUCUGAGGACAUUGUUG
Molecule: messenger RNA, 787 nt
Organism: Andrographis paniculata
Lineage: Eukaryota; Viridiplantae; Streptophyta; Magnoliopsida; Lamiales; Acanthaceae
Exons: 7
Coding region: 243-593 (116 amino acids)
Molecular function (GO): minor groove of adenine-thymine-rich DNA binding
Source: RefSeq, a predicted model, not a curated record